This is a messenger RNA of Laccaria bicolor S238N-H82, 432 nucleotides long. RefSeq lists its product as uncharacterized. The record is from RefSeq and is a predicted model, not a curated record. Bases 1 to 432 code for a protein of 143 amino acids. The transcript has 2 exons. Lineage: Eukaryota; Fungi; Basidiomycota; Agaricomycetes; Agaricales; Hydnangiaceae.
AUGGUUCUGUCCCAGUGGCAUAUAACGGCCGACGUGGGUCGGCAUUGUGCUCAGAACGGUUUAGAUGUCCAUCUCCAAUCUCGUCCAUCUCCCAUCCCCAACGGCUCCACCACCACCACCGUUCUGGCAUCCCCUUCCUCUUCGCAUUCGAUCUCUUCACACAUCUCAAGACUCAGGGACACCGACGCCAACUUCCUACCCACCCGUUUUGCGAUAUUUUACAGCCCCCUGCCCAUGUUGGCUGCACGCCUUCCUUACCUGAACUCUUCCCCAAAUCGACAGACCUUUGGCUACCUUGAGCAGUGUAGGGCAUGUCCAAACGGCCGAUUAGCUGAUGUUCACGUCGAGUAUCUUGCAUUAUCAUCUGCACGCCAGGACCUUGCUUACCCUUUACCCAGGCCCUUCCCCAGAACACGUUCGGAUGCCCAAUGA